Molecule: messenger RNA, 417 nt
Organism: Cooperia oncophora
Lineage: Eukaryota; Metazoa; Nematoda; Chromadorea; Rhabditida; Trichostrongylidae
Source: the annotation of a GenBank genome assembly
AUGCAAUCAAGGACGAUUGGGCGACUGCUGGUGGAAGUACUCAACACAAAUAAUAUUUCGUCGAGAACGGUUGAUUCACCGCCGCAAAUUCUUCGAGUAUCGGUUGACAAAGUCAGCGAAACGUUUGAAGUGGACUUAUUGAAGACGACUGAUCUUCAUUUAACAACUCAAUUUCCUAUCGAGAGCACCACAGCCAUGUUCACUUUGUCAAUAUUACAAAAGAAUCUCUACCGGCCAGACACGUUGCUAUUCGACGAAGCUACCGUAUCACUUAACGAGCUACUCAGGGAAUCAGCACUGCAUCGUGGGCCAAUAAUCAAGGCAAUGCACUUAAGAAAAGAUAACAGGGAUAGAACGAAACCGGUUGAGACGGUGGCUGUGAAGUUUGUCGCUCAACUCUUUGAUGCAAAUAUAUGA